Salvelinus fontinalis (brook trout) is the source of this 1953-nucleotide messenger RNA. RefSeq names its product molybdenum cofactor synthesis 1 (gene mocs1). The transcript has 11 exons. Lineage: Eukaryota; Metazoa; Chordata; Actinopteri; Salmoniformes; Salmonidae. The coding region runs from base 131 to 1573 and encodes 480 amino acids. The record is from RefSeq and is a predicted model, not a curated record. Gene Ontology annotation, molecular function: cyclic pyranopterin monophosphate synthase activity; GTP 3',8'-cyclase activity; 4 iron, 4 sulfur cluster binding. Gene Ontology annotation, biological process: Mo-molybdopterin cofactor biosynthetic process.
CCACUCCCCCUUGAAUGUGGUGACAGCAACUCCGUAGACGUUAUGUGAGGCUUCGAUAUUAUUAACUGUCGUUGUUUGACACUUCUAGGACGAUAAACAGAUAUUCCAAUAGUUAAUAUAAAUAUAUAACAUGGCUUUUCAUGGUAGCAAGUGCUGCCGCUUUAUACUAGGCAGACAUUACGAUGUCAAGGCCCUGUCAACGCAGCACGUGAAACUAUUUGCACCAAGCUCAACACCCAAGUUGCGGCGGUGGUAUUCCAGAGCUACGCAAGAGGAUAAUGAACUUGAACUCGUAUCUCUUGCAAACUCAAGUGCAGCUGUCCCUGCAACAAAAAUUGGGACCGCACAGGAGCUGGCUGUACCAGUGGGCCAGAGGCAAAAGUUGAAUGAGGAAGUUCUACCCUUCUCUGCCUUCCUGACAGACAACUUUGGCAGACGGCACAGCUACCUGCGCAUUUCCCUGACGGAGAAAUGUAACCUUCGCUGUCAGUACUGUAUGCCCGAAGAGGGGGUCAAGCUCACCCCUCGCGCUCAGCUCCUGUCUACUUCCGAGGUGCUGACCGUGGCCCAGCUGUUUGUACGAGAGGGUGUGGAGAAGAUACGCCUCACUGGGGGAGAACCCCUCAUCCGACCAGACGUCCUGGACAUCAUCACGGAGCUGAGGAAGUUGGAGGGCCUGAAGACCAUCGCUGUGACCACCAACGGUAUGAACCUGGCGAGGCAGCUGCCUAAACUGAAGGAGGCUGGUCUGGACCUGCUCAACAUCAGCCUGGACACCCUGGUGCCGGCUAAGUUUGAGUUCAUCGUCCGGCGGAAAGGGUUCCACAAGGUCAUGGAAGGUAUUGACAAAGCCAUUGAGAUGGGCUAUAACCCUGUCAAGGUCAACUGUGUGGUCAUGCGGGGCCUCAACGAGGAUGAGCUUCUGGACUUUGUGGCCCUGACGGAGAAGAAGCCUCUGGAAGUACGCUUCAUUGAGUACAUGCCCUUUGACGGAAACAAAUGGAACUUCAAGAAGAUGGUGAGCUACCAGGAGAUGCUGGACCGCAUUAGACAGCAGUGGCCCAGUUUGGAACAGCUUCCACUUGGAAAGACGGACACAGCCAAGACAUUUAAGGUGCCAGGCUUUCAGGGCCAGGUGGGCUUCAUCACCUCCAUGUCGGAUCAUUUCUGUGGCUCCUGCAACCGACUACGCAUCACGGCAGACGGCAACCUCAAGGUGUGUCUGUUUGGGAACACAGAGGUGUCGCUGAGGGACGUUCUGCGCUCUGGAGCUUCUGACCAGGAGCUGCUGGAUAUCAUUGGCGCCGCUGUGGGCAGGAAGAAGAAACAACAUGCAGGCAUGUUCAGCAUCUCCCAGAUGAAGAACAGACCCAUGAUCCUCAUUGACACCCCACCCCAAUGGCCCCUGUCCCUGCCCAAGUCCAGAGUCUGCCAGUGGUCCUCUCCCCCCUCGUCUAUGUCCCAGAUCCUGCGAUCCUCACCUCAGCUAUGGCAGUCCAACUGUACCACUCCAGAAGUGGAAGUGGCCAACCCAGUAAGGAUGUAUCGUGCCAUUCAGGCUACACCGUUUUAACAGUGCUGCCUGAUGUCAGCUGUUCGGGAACCCACCCGUGUGGAAGGAGCCCUCAGUGGUUCCAUAUUGUCAAAAUAAUCAUUUUACAGUGGUGCCGCUGGCUCUAGUGUAGUCCCAGAGAAUAUGGGAUUGAUGACUUACUGACAACCCCCAGUUCUCAAACCAAGGCUGCUGAUUCUGACAUGCACACAAAUGCAUUGAGUCACAAUGACAUAAACUGUCUCAGGUACACACUUGCCACACUUGCCAGCCAAACUUAAUAAAGAAUGCCUCUACAAGGACCCCUAAGAUUCCCUCCCUUUGCACACAACUGAGAAACGCUAAAACAGGGCCCCACCUAAGCCAGCAUAGCAUAAGGCAGUGCCACAGACAAGCCUCCA